This is a messenger RNA of Uncinocarpus reesii 1704, 2178 nucleotides long. RefSeq names its product acetamidase regulatory protein. The record is from RefSeq and is a predicted model, not a curated record. The coding region runs from base 1 to 2178 and encodes 725 amino acids. Gene Ontology annotation, molecular function: DNA-binding transcription factor activity, RNA polymerase II-specific; DNA binding; zinc ion binding. Gene Ontology annotation, biological process: DNA-templated transcription; regulation of DNA-templated transcription. Lineage: Eukaryota; Fungi; Ascomycota; Eurotiomycetes; Onygenales; Onygenaceae. The transcript is spliced from 3 exons.
AUGUCCUCCCCAGAGCAGAACGCCCGGGUGUCUGCUGACGGCGGAGUAGUUAAGCGGAAACGCCCCGCUGCCUGUGUCCAUUGCCAUCAGCGAAAGGUUCGCUGCGAUGCGAGAACCGUCGGUUUGCCGUGUACCAAUUGCCGGACUGCCGGCAAGCAUGAUUGUCGGAUUCACGAGAAGAAAAAGCGGGCUGCUGUCCGGUCUCUGCAACAUCCAGUCCCCAUCCGCUGUGCCCCUGUCCCAGAGAGAACUGCCCUUCAAAACCAUCAAGAAUUACCCACUCCACCGUUCAAACCCCCUACUACCACACCCCCUUUCGUAGAUGGCCAAAAACAUAAACCGGAACCAACGGAGACAUCACGACUAACUUCCAGGAGUGAAGGCACUGAUGUGUCCCUCGACGAGGAGGAUAAUCGCGAAUCCGACCGCCAUCUGGUUAAAUUGAUCGAUGAGGACCUGCGCCAAUGCUCGAUCAAAAAAGGGGUAAGAGUUAUAUACGUUGGCCAGGACGUGUCCAACUUGAACUUCUUGCUCCGGCAGCAUACAGAUAAAGACGACGAAGUGUAUCAUUUUGCACAAAACCAGAUUUCACGAAGAUAUCUUCAAAAUGGAUUCGAACACGUCCCAAGAGAGGCGUUUGUCCUACCAGAACCGGCCCUUGCAGACGAGCUCGUCGAAGCAUACUUCACCCACGUCAACCCUGGCUGUCCCAUUCUCGACGAAGAGGGCUUCAUGGCCCAGUACAAGCGACGGGAUCCGGCAGAUGCACCUUCCUUGCUGAUCCUACAAGCCGUCCUCCUGGCCGGUGCCCACGUUACUCGCCCACGUCCCGCGCGUGAUACAUUGAAGGCGGCUUUCUUCCGCCGUGCAAAAAUGCUGUUCGAGGCACGGGUAGAGCGCAAUCGAGACAUUCUAGUGCAAGCUGCUCUCCUCCUUACAUGGUAUUCGGACCCAGUUGAUGAUGACGUCGCUGCGAAUGCACAUUUUUGGGUUGGAGUGGCCGCGAGGAUAGCCACAGGACUCGGAAUGCACCGCAAUUCCGGCCCAAGUAUGUUCGUUCCGCAUGAUAAGCGUAUGUGGCGUAGAGCAUGGUGGAUUUUAGUCCAAUUUGAUGUACUGGUUUCCUUGCAGUAUGGUCGACCGCAAGCUAUAAACCUCGAAGAUUGUGAUGUUCAGCCUUUGACUCCAUCAGAUUUUGAGGGUUGCGGCGAGCGUGUCCAGAUUGAUUACGUGAUCCAGUACACAGAGCUCUGUUGCAUGAUCUCGUUCAUCAUGAGAGAGCGUUUCGGCCUGCGAGUCACUCCUGAACGUCGAAAAGCGGCUCUUCUAGAGGCCGAUAAAGCCCUUGCCGAUUGGUCUCUUAAAUUGCCUGACAAUGUUCGGAUGUCCACUGCGGAUGUGGAUUCAUGGCCCGCGCUGCUCCAUCUUACGUACAAUAAUUUUCUUAUUCUUUUACAUCGGCCUCAUCCCAAAGCAUCCGCAUACUCGGAUGAUUACGGUCCCAACGAUGCCGAAAUUUGCAGCGCAGCGGCCAGUGUUAUUGUUUCCAUCUUCGAAGAGCUACGAGAAAAGGAUCGAGUAAAAUAUCUUUGGGUUUCAGCAGUGAAUUCUCUAUUCACGGCAAUGAUUCAGAUAAGAGUGGAACUUCGAUUUUCCAAUCCAGUUUUAGCAAUAAAUGCCCUUCGACGGUUCGAUUCAACAUUGUGCUCCUUACGCACACUUGCAGAUUAUUGGCUUGGCGCAGAGACGAUUUUGCGGCUAUUCGAGAGCUCUAAACGUUUGAAACACGAUAUGGAGAUGGUUAAAAUGAAACAGCCAAAUAUGCCCAAGGACGGAGAACCCGUCAUAAAAGGAUCGACCCAAUCCACCCCGCAGAUGGACAUACCCACUCCGCAAGGGCAACAAUUACAAUCAUGGUACUCAAAACCGCACCUAAAUGAACGGCUUAACUACUUUGCCAAGCAAACUCCCGCACCUACAGUCGAUAACCCAGCACAAGCAGCUCAGUUGGGUGAACCUGGCGAUUGGAGGCAGUUAUUCUCAAUUGUCGAUUCGGAGCCUUGUGGGCCUUUUAUCCCGGAAAAUCUAACUGAUAUGGAAGAUGAAUGGCGCGAGCUAUACCUACACGAACCGGGAAUGGCGGACUAUUUUCAGGAUACUGCAUGGCUUCCGAGUUGA